Lactuca saligna is the source of this 552-nucleotide messenger RNA. NCBI's taxonomy places the organism in Eukaryota, Viridiplantae, Streptophyta, Magnoliopsida, Asterales, Asteraceae. The record is from the annotation of a GenBank genome assembly.
AUGGAAUCACCUAACAGUACGUAUCUCACUAUAGAUUUUCACUACAACAACAUGUUUGCACCAAACCCGUUAGUGUACUUAGACCCUAUGAGAAUUACUCAUGAAAGAUUGCUAGAGGGUAUUAGAAGAAUCGACAACGAUGAUAAUUAUUUUGAGUUUAUUGAAGAUGCUUACAUGGCUAAGAACGAGCUAAGGAUGAAUGUGUACAUUAACCACCAAAACAAACCUAUUCUUGAUUGGGUCGAUAAGGAGAUAUUAACAGGGGUGCAUAUGUUUGACAAAGCAGUUGAUGAUGAAUUUUUGAACAAGUUGUGUGGUAAACCCAUUCUUAAUAGUAAUCAAGAAGAAGUAAAUGAUGAUGCUGCUGAUGAUGAUGAUGAAGUUAGUGAUGAAGAUGAUGAGGUUAUGUUCCCUAUCUUUGAUGAGAAUCAAGAAUGGGAUAAAAUGGUCCCAGUUUUAGGUAUGAAGUUUUCCAACCCUCUUGAAUUGAAGUUGUGUCUAACCAACUAUGCCGUCAAGAAUGGGUAUUAUUUAUGGUUUGAAAAAAAAUGA